AUGGGGAAAGGAGGUGAGGAUUUCGGUAAGCGCGAGAAGACGGCGGCCGGUCCGGCGACGACGUCCGAGAGCGAUGUGUUUCCGGCGUGGAGCAAGGAGAUUCACGAGUGCGAGAAGCACUUCGGUGUGAACAGGAAGGUAGGGUUGACGUCGGAUGAGGUGGCGAAGCGGCGGGAGGAGUAUGGAUUGAACGAGCUGGAGAAGCACGAGGGGCAGUCGAUUUGGAGCCUGGUGCUGGAGCAGUUCAAUGAUACUCUGGUGAGGAUCCUCCUCGCCGCGGCGGUGAUCUCGUUUGUGCUGGCGUGGUUGGACGGCGAUGAAGGCGGCGAGAAGGAGAUCACGGCGUUUGUGGAGCCGUUGGUGAUUUUUUUGAUCUUGAUUGUGAACGCGAUUGUGGGAGUUUGGCAGGAGAGUAAUGCCGAAAAGGCGCUGGAGGCGCUUAAGGAGAUUCAGUCGGAGCAGGCCACUGUGAUUCGGAAUGGGAGUAAGAUUCGGAAUUUGCCUGCGAAGGAGCUUGUUCCUGGAGAUAUUGUGGAGCUUAAGGUUGGGGAUAAGGUUCCUGCCGAUAUGCGUGUAGUGGAGUUGAUUAGUUCGACUUUGAGGGUUGAGCAGGGCUCAUUGACUGGGGAGAGUGAGGCUGUGAAUAAGACUAACAAGCCGGUUUCGGAGGAUGCUGAUAUUCAGGGGAAGUGGUCUAUGGUGUUUGCGGGGACGACUAUUGUGAAUGGGAAUUGCAUUUGCUUGGUUGCGCAGACGGGGAUGGCCACCGAGAUUGGGAAGGUGCAUAUGCAAAUUCAUGUGGCGUCGCAGAGUGAGGAAGACACUCCGUUGAAGAAGAAGCUUAAUGAGUUUGGGGAGAUGCUCACUAUGAUAAUUGGAGUGAUUUGUGCAUUGGUGUGGCUCAUCAAUGUCAAGUACUUCCUCACUUGGGAUUAUGUGGAUGGGAUGCCUAGGAACUUCAAGUUUUCAUUUGAGAAGUGCACUUAUUACUUCGAGAUUGCAGUGGCAUUGGCUGUGGCUGCUAUCCCUGAAGGUCUGCCUGCAGUCAUCACUACCUGCUUGGCUCUUGGUACCCGCAAAAUGGCCCAGAAGAAUGCCUUGGUUAGAAAGCUUCCCAGUGUUGAAACUCUGGGUUGUACCACAGUUAUUUGUUCUGACAAAACAGGGACCUUGACUACGAACCAAAUGGCAGUUUCCAGGCUUGUAGCUUUGGGUCCUAGACCUACUAUACUACGGAAGUUUAAGGUGGACGGGACUACAUACAAUCCAGCAGAUGGCAAAAUUCAUGACUGGCCAACUGGACGGAUGGAUACUAAUCUUCAGACCAUCGCAAAGGUAGCUGCUGUCUGUAAUGAUGCUGGUAUUACCCAAUCAGAACAGAAGUAUGUUUCCCAUGGAAUGCCUACCGAGGCAGCUCUUAAGGUUUUAGUUGAGAAGAUGGGGCUUCCUGAAGCAUCUCGAGGUGUGGGAUCAAAUAAAACCGACUUAUUAGGUUGUUGCCAGCAGUGGAAUGAAUCCGAGCGCCGAGUUGCAACACUUGAGUUUGAUCGUGAUAGGAAAUCUAUGGGUGUCAUUGCCACCUCCCGUUCAGGGAAAAAUUCUUUGCUGGUGAAGGGUGCUGUAGAAAAUGUGUUGGAGAGAAGUACUCAGGUUCAGUUGCUUGAUGGAACUGUUGUACCACUAGAUAAUAACUCAAGGAACUACAUCUUACAAGCUCUUAAUGAGAUGUCAUCUGAGGCACUACGUUGUCUGGGCUUUGCAUACAAAGAUGAUUUGGGCGACUUUGAAUCCUAUGAUGGUGAUGAACAUCCAGCUCACAAGCAAUUACUUGAUCCAUCCAAUUAUUCAUCGAUAGAGAGCGAACUUGUUUUUGUGGGAUUGGUUGGACUGAGGGAUCCGCCAAGAGAGGAGGUUUUUGAUGCAAUCGAAGAUUGCCGUGCAGCUGGAAUUCGUGUUAUGGUAAUUACUGGAGAUAACAAGAACACCGCUGAAGCAAUAUGUCGUGAAAUAGGUGUUUUUGGUACUCAUGAAGAGAUCAAGUCAAGAAGCAUAACAGGAAGAGAAUUUAUGAAUCAUGCUGAUCAGAAAGGCUUUCUGAGACAAGGUGGUGGGCUACUUUUUUCACGGGCUGAGCCAAGACACAAACAAGAGAUUGUGAGGUUGCUGAAAGAGGACGGUGAGGUGGUUGCCAUGACUGGUGAUGGAGUGAAUGAUGCUCCUGCUUUGAAACUUGCUGAUAUUGGAAUUGCAAUGGGCAUUGCUGGAACCGAGGUUGCGAAGGAAGCUUCCGACAUGGUUUUGGCUGAUGAUAAUUUCAGCACAAUUGUUGCUGCGGUUGGUGAGGGAAGAUCAAUCUACAACAACAUGAAGGCCUUUAUCAGGUAUAUGAUAUCUUCCAAUAUUGGUGAGGUUGCAUCUAUAUUCCUAACAGCAGCAUUGGGCAUUCCUGAAGGGCUCAUCCCUGUCCAGCUUUUGUGGGUCAAUCUUGUCACUGAUGGGCCACCUGCAACAGCAUUAGGAUUUAAUCCUCCGGACAAGGACAUAAUGAAGAAACCCCCACGCAGAAGUGAUGAUUCACUUAUCAGUGCUUGGAUAUUGUUCCGAUAUUUGGUAAUUGGGUUGUAUGUUGGAGUAGCAACAGUUGGUGUGUUCAUCAUUUGGUAUACUCAUGGUUCCUUCUUGGGUAUUGACCUCAGUGGGGAUGGCCACUCCCUUGUUACUUACUCCCAACUUUCCAACUGGGGACAGUGCUCAACAUGGCAGAACUUUACUGCUUCACCCUUUACAGCAGGAAGCCAGGUUAUCUCCUUUGACAACAACCCAUGUGAUUAUUUCCAUGGCGGCAAAGUUAAGGCUAUGACCCUCUCCCUCUCUGUGUUGGUUGCAAUCGAAAUGUUCAACUCGCUUAAUGCCCUUUCUGAGGAUGGAAGCUUAUUGUCAAUGCCCCCGUGGGUCAACCCGUGGCUCCUUGUGGCUAUGUCUGUUUCAUUUGGCUCUCAUUUCUUGAUCUUGUAUGUGCCUUUCCUGGCUCAAAUAUUCGGCAUUGUGCCCCUGAGCCUAAACGAAUGGCUGUUGGUUUUGGCUGUUUCAUUGCCGGUGAUACUGAUCGAUGAGGUCCUUAAGUUAGUUGGCAGAUGGAUACACAAGUCCGAAACGACCAGAAGGAGAAAACCAUCAAAGCCCAAGGCAGAGUGAGGUGCGGAUUUAUUGUUACACCUUGAAUAUGGGCUUUUUACUCGAACAGAGCUAGUUUUUACCAUGGGUCUCAACUUGACCCUCCCGAUUUAUUGAGGGAUAAACAGUACUUUUUCUUUGCCUGCUGUCCUCACUUAAAUAUCUUAUUUUUUUUAGGUCUUUGUAAAGACUUUGAUAACUCUUCUCAUAAUUAGGAAAUGCAGCAAAAGAAGUAUGCAAGUUAUAUUCUGAUGCCUUAUGUUGAUGCUAUAUUUAUGACCAAAAAGAUAGCACCAAAGGGUUUAGGGUGACAUGUUGAUCGUUAAAUUCCAUCUCUGGUCAAUAGAAACACAUGAAGGGCUAUCGAGGCUGUUGCACCUUAAAAAAGAAAGGAUGAAUUUGAUAGUGACA
Fragaria vesca subsp. vesca is the source of this 3585-nucleotide messenger RNA. Its product is annotated as calcium-transporting ATPase 1, endoplasmic reticulum-type-like. Bases 1 to 3195 code for a protein of 1064 amino acids. The record is from RefSeq and is a predicted model, not a curated record. The transcript is spliced from 8 exons. Gene Ontology annotation, cellular component: membrane. NCBI's taxonomy places the organism in Eukaryota, Viridiplantae, Streptophyta, Magnoliopsida, Rosales, Rosaceae. Gene Ontology annotation, molecular function: P-type calcium transporter activity; ATP binding; ATP hydrolysis activity. Gene Ontology annotation, biological process: intracellular calcium ion homeostasis; calcium ion transmembrane transport.